AUGCAAUCAGUCAGCAGGGAACACCCACAAGGAUAUCUACAGACAACUACCCGGGAACAUGAACGGGGAGAUAUGCAAUCAGUCAGCAGGGAACACCCACAAGGAUAUCUACAGACAACUACCGGGGAACAUGAACGGGGAGAUAUGCAAUCAGUCAGCUGGGAACACCCACAAGGACAUCUACAGACAACUGCCGGGGAACAUGAACGGGGAAAUAUGCAAUCAGUCAGCAGGGCACACCCACAAGGAUAUCUACAGACAACUGGUGGGGAACAUCCACAAGAAUAUCUACAGACAACCGGUGGGGAACAUGAACGGGGAGAUAUGCAAUCAGUCGGCAGGGAACACCCACAAGGAUAUCUACAGACAACCAGUGAGGAACAUCCACAAGGAUAUCUACAGACAACCGGUGGGGAACAUCCACAAGGAUAUCUACAGACAACCGGUGGGGAACAUCCACAAGAAUAUCUACAGACAACCGGUGGGGAACAUCCACAAGGAUAUCUACAGACAACCGGUGGGGAACAUCCACAACAAUAUCAGCAGGGACCUCUGCAGUCAGCUGGCAGGGAUAACCCACAACAGAUGCACUUAUUUGGCGGGGAACAUCCACAUGAAUAUCUUCAGGCAACUGGCAGGGAACAUCAACAGGGUCAUAUACAGCCACUUGAUGGGGAACACUCUCAGGUACAUUUACAAACAGCGCAGCAGCUACUGGUUGGGGCACCUCAACAGUCUGUAGAAGAGGAUUGUGUCUUCACUCGUGUUCGGAAAAGGAACCUAGGCACUCAGAAUCUUCAAAAGGAAGAUCGCACAUUUCUACCAAAGAGUCUUUCAACCAGUUUGAAUUGCGGUUCAACAAAGGCAUGUUCAGGUAACCCAGAUGUAAGUCUAACUCUGCCUUCAAUAUCAAUUAUCUUCAAUAAUAUCGACGAGAUGGAAGAGUCAACAGAAGCACGCCAGCUUCAUUCAGCAGAGAGUGAUGGGUCUGUGGGACACGUGACGUCAUCAGAGGACAGGUUGCAGACAACUGCAUCAACAUAUGGAUCCCUCAGUUCUGUCAAGUCCUUGCCAACACUGGGUCCCACCAGCAGCAACCAUGUCUCCUCAUCUUCCGAUUCCAAAGACAGCAGCAAACAUGUGAGGGUCAGGGAAGUUCGGAGGGCAGUUGAUGAGCCGCGGCGACCUAAGAAUGGUUUCAUCCGGUUUUCCAUUGAGCACCGACAGCAGAUUGCAGUAAAGCACCCGAGACUGGACAACCGCGAGAUCUCACGCAUGUUGGGUUGCAAGUGGAGGAAGCUGAGCAAUGAGGAAAAGAAGCCCUAUGAGGAGGAGUUUGAGAAAGACAUUCAGGCCAUCCGCGAGGUGAACCCAGAGUGGCGCUACGCCCCGGCCAGACAGCUGGUUGAGGAGCUCAUAGAACCCAUGCCCAGUCGCCUCCGACCCAGGAACAGCCUCAAGCGGAAGAAGCUCCCCAGCCUGGUGAGAACAUACAGUCGCCGCCAGAACAAGUCAUCUAAAAACAGCAAGAAACCAAGCCCUGCUGUCCACACAGAGAUGCUUGAUCCACCUGCCACACCCUCAAGACAGGAGGACACAUCCACCACUUGGGUACAGUGUGAUCUGUGUGGAAAGUGGCGAUGUCUGCCCAGCUUCAUCCCAUCGGAGAAAUUAUGUGACAUAUGGACCUGUACGAGUGAUGGCUUGUCUGCAGGACCUGUACGAGUGAUGGCUAGUCUGCAGGACCUGAACGAGUGA
Molecule: messenger RNA, 1758 nt
Organism: Haliotis rubra (blacklip abalone)
Lineage: Eukaryota; Metazoa; Mollusca; Gastropoda; Lepetellida; Haliotidae
Exons: 5
Coding region: 1-1758 (585 amino acids)
Biological process (GO): cell differentiation; regulation of DNA-templated transcription; anatomical structure morphogenesis
Molecular function (GO): zinc ion binding; DNA-binding transcription factor activity, RNA polymerase II-specific; RNA polymerase II cis-regulatory region sequence-specific DNA binding
Source: RefSeq, a predicted model, not a curated record